This is a messenger RNA of Penicillium angulare, 951 nucleotides long. Its product is annotated as 3' exoribonuclease family protein. NCBI's taxonomy places the organism in Eukaryota, Fungi, Ascomycota, Eurotiomycetes, Eurotiales, Aspergillaceae. The coding region runs from base 1 to 951 and encodes 316 amino acids. Gene Ontology annotation, biological process: rRNA catabolic process; U4 snRNA 3'-end processing; nuclear mRNA surveillance. The transcript is spliced from 2 exons. The record is from RefSeq and is a predicted model, not a curated record. Gene Ontology annotation, cellular component: cytoplasmic exosome (RNase complex); nuclear exosome (RNase complex); nucleolus.
AUGAAUGACAGACGAAGGAUCAAUGGCCCUGAAGAGGGUACCAGGCCACCGGUAUAUGCCUCUCAUUUAAAAUCAGGAGGCGCCACAGACCGAGCCCAGCGCCAACGAGAAUCGACCGACCUCCGGAAAAUCUUCUUAAAGACAGGCCUUAUUCCAUCCGCCUCCGGAUCUUCAUAUCUUGAAUUCGCGCCCUCUUCAUCCCUCGCCAAUGCCCGCUCCAACCCCAAAUCUCUGAUCCCACCUUCAUCAGCUUUAAAACUUUCCUGCACAGUCCAUGGCCCAAAGCCAUUGCCCAGGUCUGCGGCCUUCUCCCCAAAUCUUGUCCUCACAACACAUGUCAAGUAUGCGCCUUUCGCCGCACGCAAGAGAAAGGGCCAUAUCCGUGAUGCAAGCGAGCGGGAUCUCGGCGUGCACUUGGAAACAGCUUUGCGAGGAGCCAUUAUCGCUGAGCGCUGGCCGAAGUCCGGUAUCGAUCUUACAAUCACGAUUCUAGAAGCUGAGGAUGAUCGCUGGUGGGCUGAUGCACCAGAUUUGCAUGAUGCCUCGUGGGGCAUGAUGAAUGUCCUUGCGGGCUGUAUCACUGCGGCUUCGGCGGCUAUUGCGGAUGCUCAUAUUGAUUGUUUAGAUCUUGUUUCGGGAGGUGUGUCUGCACUUGUGUCUGAUGAUUCUACUGAAGACUCGACGGCUGCUCCUAAGUUGAUGCUGGAUGCUGAUCCUGCUGAGCAUCGAUCUAUUAUGGCUGCUUGUGUGGUUGCUUAUAUGCCCGCGCGGGAUGAGAUUACUGAACUUUGGUUGAAGGGGGAAAGCUCGAAGAUCGCACUUGAAAAGGGAGAUCAGAGAUCUGCUCAUGAAGCCUUGAUAGAUGGGGCUGUGGAUGCUGCGAGGGGUGCUCAUAGUGUCUUGUCUGAAGCUGUUAGGGAAACUAUGUUACGGGCAGUUACUACAUUGUGA